AUGCUAAUGCAAAGAACUCCUCUGUCUGAAAUCUGUUCCAUAUCUGAUAUCUGAUGCCAACCCUUACCAUGAUAAAGGCCACAGGAGCCAAUCCAGGGGCACUGAAUUUAAAUGUAUAGCCUGUCCUGAGAAGUCUCUCUGGUUGGUCUCCUUUUCCCUUUUGCCACACGUUAGAGAACGAGUUUACCAACAACCAUCAGCCAAGCACAUCUAAGCUGGAUCCAGGCCAAAAGCAAGCAGCAUUGUUGCAAUCUGGGCAGUGAGGUGGAAGGGUGAGUGGUGCAUCAGUCGGAUGAAAACAUGCGGGCACUGCUGGGCAGCAGCUGGAGGAAGUUUGGACAUGCUGGCAGGGGGACAUACGAGUGGUUAACUAGCGAACCAAGCCUACCUCUUCUGGAAACCCAGCUGCAGGGCACCCAGAAGAUAAGUUCCGCCAAAGAAGAUGUGGAGCCCUUCCUGUGCAUCCUUCUUCCAGCCACCAUCCUGCUCUUCCUGGCCUUUCUGCUGCUUUUCCUGUACCGCCUCUGCAAGGCCCCACGGCCCCAGGGCCAGGUUUUCAGCAUCGACCUCUCAGAGCACCCACCCGUGGGAGAGGAGACUGACUUCCUGCCAGGCUUACCCUGGAGCGGGGAGCAGGACUUCGCCUACGCUCCUCUGCCCGGGGAGGUGGCCCCCCUCUCCGUGUGUUUACCGCCCUCCUAUGAAGAGGCCACCAGGAAUCCUGCUGAGGAAGAUGGCCCAAAUGCGGGCCUUCAGGGGCGACACACUUUACCUGGACUGAACGAGCCAAAAUAAACUGCUCGUGGAGACCAUUUAAAACGCAGCUCUCCACCCUUAUUGGAGGGAGGCGGAGAAUGGCAUCUAGUCCAAAAAGUUGCCGCUAUUCCCAGGCAGACUCCUGGACGUAUGGGACAUCUUAGGCUGGGGGAAAGGCUGGGCAAAUGUCUAGUUAACCCAUCUUCAGGUUCCUUACAGGAAAAUGUCCCCAGCUUGUUCUAGAGAUGACAGGGCUCCCCUAAAAUGUAUAACACUCCUUAGAACAAAAGGAAAGUUUUAUGUGAGUUGAGAAAAAAAAAAAAAUCAGUAACAAUAGUGGGCAUAGGAACGAGGUCUGAAGAGAAAGGAAAUGGAAAAAUGCUGAUACGUCGAAGGUAACUGCUUUUGCCACCAAAUGAAACUUUUCUUCCUAUACAGGUUUUUCAGGGCCUCAUGGUUUCACUUUUGUGUGAGGGCUUCAAGAGGGCUAGCAAGCUCUAGGAGGCAAAAACACCUCCAGAGCUGCAGUGAUCAACUGAAUUGUAAAUAAUGGUGAAAUAAUGAGAGUACAGGUGUCUACACACAUUUCAGUCUAAAGAAAUAAUAAAGCUCUCCAGAAUGAUUUCCUUCUUAGUGUCGCUCUCGCUUCCUAGAAUGGGAAAAGGAUUCGGCUUAGUCCCCGUAGGCAUGCCCUGCGCUGCGAGAACAUCGUAGGCUGUUUGGCAGUGCUGCUGUGGCAGGACAAAGAGCUGCUGCUCUAACACAUUACCUUAGGGGACCCGAUGACUGAAUGUGUGGCUUCACCAAGCAGCAGUAACAGAGCAGAAAUCAGUUUAGCAAUGAAAAGUAAAGGUGAACAUUUUGGAUCAUGUGGUAAAGAGAAACAUCGAUUUGUUCUAACAGGGACCUUAUAAAUCAGAGUUCAAACUCUUGCUCUACGGAUGUCAAAACUAGAGCUCUGAGAGGCUAAGCGACUUGCCCGAUGUUCAAUACGUCAGAAGAGGCAGAGCUGGGAUCAGAAGCCAGGGCCCACUGUCCUGGGCUGGAGCACUUUCCUCCGUGCCAGAUAUUCUCCCAAGAAAACAGCAAAUGUGGAAUUUGGGUGCAUCCUCCUCAAGACUCUCAAUAGGAUGAGUGUGGCCAAAUCUGGACUGGAUGCAAAUCUCCCUUUGAUUUUCACAAGGGGAGGUGGAGGUGGGUCAUGUGUCACUUGGGAGGCCCAUGGGAAUCCCCAUGGAGCUGGGGAGGUGGCAGAAGGGUGACAUGUGGCGUUCUUAAACUCUUAUUCCAUGCUAUAAUUUGGGGGAGGAAAACAAUUUUUAUUGUUUUCACAAUACAAAAUGCAAAACUAGACAACCUUUUGAUAGUUCAAAAUGAAUCAAAAGGGUGGCUUUAAAAAAAAAAGCCUUUUUUGACAUGAACAUUUUUAUGCUAGAUAUGCAAUGUGUUUUAGGAAUGCAAUAGUUUUAGGAAAAUAACAAAGUAAGCCAAUAUAGGAUACAUUUCUUUUUAAAUGGACUCUGAUAGAAAUAGGAAUAUCUUUGAGGACUGAAGCAAAACAUAACCUAUUUGAGUGAAAAUUAGUAAAAGUUCUUAAAGGAAAAUUAUACAGAACAAUUCCUUAAUGGUCUUUUCAGGGAAGUAAAUAAGCAAAUGGAAAUGAGAUGCAAAGCAGACAGCCUUCUUCAGAAUUUUAUUUUUUUUUAAUCCUAAGAAUCUAGUUCUGGGUGAGACUGAUGAUUCUUUCCCAACUGCCAUUUCUUCCUUUUCCUUGUUAAUGAAACUUUGAUUUGGCUCUGGGAUCCUGAGGUCACCAUUGUAAAGCAGAUCAGAUUCCUCCCAAUGCCAGAGGCUGCAUCAUGACAGUUAAUCAUGCUGAUCUAAUUCCUUCACUAGGGACUGAUUGGGUUUGGGACCUACAGGGAGAGCUACACAGAAGGAGAGGCUUGUUCUAAAAAAAACCCAAAAAACGGGUGCCUCAUAUUAAAAAAUAAUGCAUUG
This is a messenger RNA of Rhinolophus ferrumequinum (greater horseshoe bat), 2757 nucleotides long. It is a transcript of the gene SMIM28, whose product is annotated as small integral membrane protein 28. The transcript has 2 exons. The record is from RefSeq and is a predicted model, not a curated record. Bases 301 to 795 code for a protein of 164 amino acids. NCBI's taxonomy places the organism in Eukaryota, Metazoa, Chordata, Mammalia, Chiroptera, Rhinolophidae.